Molecule: messenger RNA, 1657 nt
Organism: Ceratosolen solmsi marchali
Lineage: Eukaryota; Metazoa; Arthropoda; Insecta; Hymenoptera; Agaonidae
Gene: HisCl1
Product: Histamine-gated chloride channel subunit 1
Exons: 9
Coding region: 49-1437 (462 amino acids)
Biological process (GO): monoatomic ion transmembrane transport
Cellular component (GO): membrane
Molecular function (GO): transmembrane signaling receptor activity; extracellular ligand-gated monoatomic ion channel activity
Source: RefSeq, a predicted model, not a curated record
CAGGAGAGAUAAGAAGCUCGACCGAAGUACAAUGUAUAGCUGAUCGGUAUGAGGAGAUAUUCUCUGCCGAUCUUAUGCUGCUACCUUUACACCCUAUUUGACAUGGCAUCCUUACAUUAUCCUGAUAAAGUAUGCGAGGCCGUCCUCUCAACGGAGGUCGAGGGUUGGCAUUUUAAGGUCAAUAGCCUAACCUCACGAACAAUUCGACUUUCGGCGAGAAAACGCGGGUACCGCUUUUUUCCGAAGAUCGCAAGAGAAAUGGAUCGCGAAGACUACGGUAGGAAAGAAGUCUCACUCUCCUUGAGGGAUAUUCUACCGAUCAAUCCGAAAAAUUACGAUAAGCACAGAGCACCUAAAUAUUUAGGACAGCCGACCAUUGUCUAUUUUCACGUCACGGUACUCAGUAUCGAUUCUAUCAACGAAGAGUCGAUGACUUACGUAGCGGACAUAUUCCUUGCGCAAAGCUGGCGAGACUCGCGAUUGAGGAUGCCAGAAAAUAUGUCAGAAGAGUAUAGGAUUUUAGAUGUCGAUUGGCUGCACAACAUUUGGAGACCCGAUUGUUUUUUUAAAAACGCAAAAAAAGUCACAUUUCACGAGAUGUCGAUACCCAAUCAUUACUUAUGGCUCUACCACGAUAAAACUUUACUUUACAUGUCCAAAUUAACGUUAGUGCUGUCGUGUGCUAUGAAAUUCGAGUCCUAUCCUCACGAUACGCAAAUAUGCUCAAUGAUGAUCGAAAGUUUGUCGCAUACGACGCAGGAUCUGGUGUUCAUUUGGAACGUGACGGACCCGCUGGUGGUGAAUCCGGAAAUCGAGCUGCCGCAGCUUGACAUCGCCAACAACUACACGACCGACUGCACGAUUGAAUACUCGACCGGCAACUUCACCUGCAUACAGAUCGUAUUCAAUUUGCGUCGCAGACUCGGCUAUCAUUUAUUCCAUACCUACAUACCCUCGGCCCUCAUUGUCGUCAUGUCUUGGAUCGCAUUUUGGAUUAAGCCAGAGGCAAUACCCGCGAGAGUCACACUCGGUGUUACUUCUUUACUUACUUUAGCAACACAAAAUACACAGUCACAGCAAUCACUCCCGCCCGUCUCCUAUGUCAAAGCUAUUGAUGUCUGGAUGUCGUCCUGCAGCGUCUUUGUCUUCCUUUCUCUUAUGGAAUUCGCUGUUGUUAACAAUUACAUGGGGCCAGUAGCUACAAAAGCAAUGAAAGGAUAUUCUGACGAGGAUCUUCGAGAGGCUAUUGACGAAUUCAAAACGCCAAUGAGGUCGGACUCGGAGAGGAGCAGGAGUCCAGUUCGGCCACCCACUGUUCAGUACGACACGUGUUGCGAGGGUCGGGCCACCGCCAUAUACAUCGAUAAGAUAUCGCGCUUCCUCUUCCCUUUUGCCUUCUUCAUUCUCAACGUCGUCUAUUGGAGCACCUUCCUCUGAGCGUCAUUCCAGCGGACAGCAGCUCGACCGAUACCACUCGUCAAAUCCAACGGAGAUGGGAUUCGACACAUUUGUACAUAUAUCUAGCUACAUGUAUUGCAAAACAGACGUCUAUCUCUCCUCCCCCUUCAAUGAACUGUAUUUAGAAUGAAUUUCCGAUUGAGAGAAAUGUGGGUUAUUGCUCUAGUUAAGCUGAAAAAUUCACCAUCGGGUUUUAUUU